This is a messenger RNA of Acanthopagrus latus (yellowfin seabream), 5799 nucleotides long. Its product is annotated as collagen alpha-4(IV) chain-like. Gene Ontology annotation, molecular function: extracellular matrix structural constituent. Gene Ontology annotation, cellular component: collagen trimer. The coding region runs from base 182 to 5194 and encodes 1670 amino acids. NCBI's taxonomy places the organism in Eukaryota, Metazoa, Chordata, Actinopteri, Spariformes, Sparidae. The transcript is spliced from 48 exons. The record is from RefSeq and is a predicted model, not a curated record.
AAACAGUGGCAGCUGCUCUGUUUGGUUUUUACUGAUCCGGAGGCAGGAGUUUGUCUCCUUUUCUGAGAUUAUCCAGCUCAGGAUGCACCGAAGUGUUCAUGAAGAUUAAUCUGAGCUUCUGAAAUUGGGGUGCCGCACUGAGUCCAACGCUCACCUGUUACAUAGACUGAUGAGGUGAGAGAUGGGAUCGUCAGGUACUGCUGUGACUCUGUGUCCCCUCAGGUUUAUCGUCAUCCUGGCCAUCUUGGUGCAGCAGCUAAAUGCAGGGGGGGAUGAUGGCCCAUGCCAAGGGAGGGACUGCUCCGUAUGUCAGUGUCUUCCUGCCAAAGGUGCACGGGGCGCUCCAGGGAAGCCGGGCCAGCAAGGCUCCCGUGGACCAAUGGGACCAAGGGGACAGGAAGGGCGACCCGGAGAGAAAGGCAGGAGGGGCACAGAGGGACCACACGGCCCAGAGGGGCCCAAAGGAAGCCGUGGCAAGACUGGUGCUCCUGGUUUCCCUGGCCAUGACGGUUUGGCAGGCCACCCUGGAGCAGGAGGUGAGCCCGGUCUGCCAGGAGUAGAUGGCUGCAAUGGGACAAGAGGUCGACAAGGUGCCCCUGGUAUUCCAGGCUGGGAUGGUCUCCAUGGGCCGCGGGGAUUAACUGGACCUAAAGGAAUUAAAGGGGAACCUUUGCAUGAUGGUUCACUUGCGGGACAUCCUGGGGAGCGCGGCAGAGAGGGAGAGCGCGGUCGACCUGGUAAAAAGGGAGGCAUUGGGACUCGAGGCUUCCCUGGUCUUCGUGGAUCUCCCGGAUUUGAGGGCCCGGCCGGACCUGACGGUGCAAGAGGACCACCUGGCGACCCUGGAGGAUCACUGGCAGGCGACAUAGGCGACGAUGGUGAGCAAGGACAACCUGGCCCACAAGGACCAGAAGAAGUCAUAGAAUUCCCUCCAGAAUUUCUUCCACCCAAAGGUCUCAAGGGGGACCAAGGCCCUCCUGGACCAUGUGGACCAAAGGGCAUACAUGGUGGUAGAGGAGACUACAGUCAAGUUAUUAAAGGAGAGCAAGGAAUCCUUGGUUUUCCUGGAAAUCGAGGUCUCUCAGGAUUUCCUGGUAGAGAUGGAACGCCAGGACCAGAGGGUCUCCGCGGAGAGAAAGGACUUCCAGGUCUCAUUGGAAGAACUGGACCAAGGGGUUACCAAGGAGAUCCAGGUCCCCCCGGUCCUGUGGAAUUUCUUAAUGGAGGUGAUGUCAGAGGUGCAAAAGGUGACCGUGGAUUUCCCGGAACGCCUGGAGACCCAGGUGACCCUGGGCUCAUGGGCAUGCAUGGACCGCCUGGUGCACCAGGAUUAAUAACAUCAGAGGAGCCAGGUCAGCCUGGUCCACCAGGGCCACCUGGUACCAAGGGCUACAAGGGAGAGCCAGGAGGGUAUGGUAACUAUGAAAUCAAUCCGUUUGUGGGACCAAAAGGACCCAAAGGACACAUUGGACCUAAAGGUAUCCAAGGACCCCCGGGUCGUCCAGGAUGUGGAGAUUACUACUGUGAGCCUGGAUACCCAGGAGACCCUGGUGAUCCAGGGCCCAGAGGAUCUGAUGGAAACAAAGGGCUCAAAGGAAUCAAAGGUUGCCCAGGGGAAUGUGAAUGUGGGUCUGGUGGGGGAAGGGCAGGGCCCCCUGGUCCACCUGGAUUUACAGGACCCCCAGGGUUUCCUGGAGCUCCAGGACUAAAGGGAGACCCAGGACAGCAAGGAGAUGAAGGUCCAAGUGGACCACAAGGCUUUCAAGGAAUGCCUGGUUUUAAAGGACGGAAGGGUCAAAAAGGUGACUCUUUCAUAGCAGGUGUUGAAGGUGCCAAGGGUGACCAAGGAGUCCCUGGACACUCUGGUCCUCCUGGAGUAACAGGUAGUCCAGGACUGGAUGGCCUCCCUGGCCCUGAAGGAGACCCAGGACCACCGGGUGCUGGAUAUGUAGGAAUACGCGGUCCCAAAGGUAAUCCUGGUGCUGCCGGACUCAAAGGGUUUCCAGGGCUUCUAGGCCCUCCGGGUCCUGCUUUUCCAGGCUCAAAAGGGCCAGCUGGACCUAAAGGAAAUCCGGGGUUUCCUGGCCGACCAGGGGUUCCCGGACGACCAGGCCCUCCAGGUGAAAUCGAGAUAUGCUGUCAUGAACAAGAAACUGGAUUACCUGGUCCUAAGGGUGAGCCAGGCGCACCAGGGAUUCCAGGUGAUCCAGGGCUAGACGGUGUCCCAGGACCUGAUGGACACCCAGGUCCUAAAGGCCUGAAAGGAGAUGACAGUGAUGUUGGAGGGGUUGGACCUCCAGGACCUCGAGGUUUAAAUGGGGAUCCAGGUAACCCUGGUCCCAGUGGACUUAGUGAGGAUGGCCCUCCAGGCCCUCCUGGUUCACCAGGAUACCCAGGCAGAAAGGGUGCCCCCGGAGAUGUCUUCUCUGCCACGCAAGGUCCUCCUGGCCCACCUGGCCUCCCUGGGGCUCUGGGGCCCAAAGGACCUCGUGGCAUUCGUGGGAGCCCCGGUUCUCCAGGUCAACCAGGACAACCAGGUUAUAAAGGACGGCCAGGAGUCAUUGGUGACCCUGGAGACAUUGGUCCCCCAGGCCAACCGUGCACUAUAUGUGACCUGUAUGGACCUCCAGGACCUCCUGGACCUCCAGGAAACCCUGGACUGAGGGGAAUACCAGGCUAUUACGGUCCAAAGGGUUUAAAGGGAGACAUAGGUCUGCCUGGUCGUGGACCAAGGGGUCCACAAGGUUUCCCUGGCCCUCCCGGUUUGCCAGGUCCAGCUGGAGCAAGAGGCACCGCAGGCUCACCAGGAGAUCCUGGUAUAGGCGGCUGGCCGGGACAAAAAGGUGAAAGGGGGUACUCUGGCAGAACUGGGGCCUCAGGUUUACCAGGUCCUCCUGGACCUCCGGGACCAAGAGGUAAACAGGGAGAGAGAGGCUUAGAUGGCCACCCAGGUGUCCCAGGAUACCCAGGACCGCCUGGUAGUAAAGGUGUACAUGGUCUACCUGGAUUACCAGGGCCAGCGACGAUUGUGAACGUAACAAAAGGCCCAUCAGGACUUUUAGGAAGGCAAGGACCACCAGGGCAACCAGGAUUUGAAGGCUCAAGGGGCCCAAGGGGUUUGCUAGGUGAUUCAGGGCGUGAUGGACUGCAUGGUCUACCAGGGAUUAAAGGCAUCCCUGGAGCUCCAGGCAGGGGAGGAUUUCCAGGACCUCCAGGGUACCCUGGGAUCAAAGGAUUCCCUGGUCCAAGGGGAUAUGUUGGAUAUGUUGGAGAUCCGGGUGAUCCAGGGCAUAUAGGGAAUCCAGGCAUUCCAGGUUUUCCAGGACUUCCAGGACCCAAGGGUGAGCCCGGAGUGCUCCGUGGACAGCCUGGUCCGCCUGGACCCAAAGGACUGUCAGGGGAGGAUGGACCAAGUGCGCCCCGAGGCAGUCCAGGAGAUCCAGGUGAGCCAGGACCCCCAGGAAGGUCAGGACAGCCUGGACAACGGGGCAUUCCUGGGGAACCAGGAAGACAAGGAGGACCAGGCCGUCCUGGACCUCAUGGCCCAACAGGUCGUCCAGGCGUUCCGGGUGUUCCAGGUGAUCAUGGCGGUCUUGGACCACCAGGCCCACCUGGACCAAAUGGGCCUCAAGGGCUCCCAGGACCACGAGGUCUGGAUGGACUGAAUGGGCUGAGAGGUCCAAAAGGAAUAAAAGGAACAAGUGGCACUGGCAUCCCAGGCCCCCAAGGACCAGACGGCUCUCCUGGAGUCAAAGGACACAUGGGCCACCAAGGGCCUCCAGGUGUCACCUUUCCUGGGCCAAAAGGCCAGAGGGGCCCACCUGGCAACACAGGUACUCCUGGUUUCCCAGGUGAACCAGGUUACCCUGGCAAAGAUUGUCAAGAGCGUACGCCAGGUCCCUAUGGAGAUGUUGGUUACGAGGGGCCUCCAGGACCCCCUGGUUUUCCUGGGAAUCCAGGCCCACCAGGCAGCACUUUAUUCUACAAAGGAGACCCUGGCCGAAUUGGCCUUCCUGGGUUACCAGGUCAUAAGGGAGUAAAGGGCCUCCCAGGACCUCCUGGUUCUCCGGACCAUCCAGGCUCCAGAGGUCCAAAAGGUGAGCGCGGUCCUGCUGGUCCAAGGGGUUAUCCAGGAUCCAAAGGUCAGCAAGGUGCCCCUGGGCCUUGGGGUCGCAAGGGAAUAACUGGCCCAGCUGGAGACGGAGGUGUAAAAGGUGCUCGUGGUGAUUCCAUUAAUGGGCCUCUAGUCCAGGCGCCUCUGGGACCCCCGGGACCACCUGGUUUCCCAGGAUCUGCAGGAUUCAUUGGCGAUGUAGGUCCACCUGGGACUCCAGGGCGAAAAGGUGAGAAGGGCCCUCGAGGGUCAGUGGGCCCCCCCGGCUUGACGGGUCCUCCUGGUCUUAAUGGUCCAGUUGGAGACCCAGGAGAUAUUGGCCAAAGAGGAUUUGUUGGACCUCAAGGUAUCCCAGGUACACCUGGUGAUCCAGGUCAGCCAGGUUCUAGGGAGGUGUUGAGGUCAGGCUACCUCCUCGUUAUCCACAGCCAGUCAGUUAAGGUGCCACUGUGUCCUGAUGGCAGCAGUCAGCUUUGGGUGGGCUACAGUCUGGUCUACUUGGAGGGACAGGAGAAGGCUCACACUCAAGACCUGGGCCAGGCUGGCUCCUGCCUCCCUGUUUUCUCCACCAUGCCUUUCUCGUACUGCAACAAAGCCGCCUGCCACUUCUCCAGUCGUAAUGACAAAUCCUAUUGGCUCUCCACCACCGCUCCUAUACCAAUGAUGCCGCUCUCCGGCCAAGAGAUUAGAUCCCACAUUAGCCGCUGUGCGGUGUGCGAGGCAGUCGCGCCUGCUGUGGCAUUACAUAGCCAGGAUCACGAGGUUCCUGCAUGCCCACUUGGCUGGAGGAGUCUGUGGACAGGGUACUCUUUCCUCUCGCACACAGGGGCAGGUGAUGAGGGCGGUGGCCAGUCUUUGACUUCUACUGGGAGCUGCCUCAAGGAUUUCCGGACUCACCCCAUCAUAGAAUGCCAGGGUGCACGUGGUUCCUGCCACUACUUUGCCAACCUCUACAGCUUUUGGCUGACCACCAUUAGUCCGACAGAACAAUUUAUCACCCCGAGGCCUGGCACCAUCAAGGCAGUCGACGAACAGCGCAGCAGGGCCAGUCAGUGUCACGUCUGCCUCAGAGACCGAUGAAGAACCUCAUGUCACCUGUAGUUGUAACUUUUAACCCUUUCAAGACAUUUUUGAUUGCAGUUUUGAUUACCUCUCAGGGUUAUAGAUAGAUUAUAUCUGGUGGCAAAAAAUGCAGCUUUGUGAUUCAUUCACUUUUAUCUGAGCACCGUUUUAUAUAUAUAAUGUUGUUAUCACUGUAUCUUUUUUUGGUAAUUAUUUUCAAUAAGGUGCUACUGCUAUUAAUGAUGAUAAUUGAUCAAAUGACAUUCCAGAUCCUCUCCACACAUGUGUAAGGGCAUUCCAAAAGAUUGAAUGAUCUGUGUCUGGUGUUUUUUGUAGAAAAAAAUAUAAUUCAUGAUUAUUGCCCUGUAAAAAAACCUAAAGGUGAGAAUUUAAGAUUACAACUUUAAAACAUUAAAGCUGAUGUGAAAUGAUGGCUGAGUUAACUGAACUAACUAGCUAACAGCAGCUACAGUAAGCAGCAUUUAGUGGUUACUCUGGUGAUAUGCUGCCCUAUUUGUACUGAUUCAACAGGAGGCCAAAUCUUACAUAUUGCAGCUUUAAAAUGAAAACGUUUCCUAUCUGUUCAAUAAAAUAUUCCAGAAUCUGCAAAUAAAAUUCAACCG